CACACAACCCUUCAAUCAGGAGCUACUGCUUCUCUUAGUGUGGUAAUUGAGCAGCACUGCACUCAAACAGACAGCCUGAAGAAGCACUCCAAGCAGUAACUAUGACAGUCUAGGUGAUGCAGCUGUAAAUUAUUACUUUGCUUGAUUCAACACACUGCGGGACUACACUUUACAAUACCAGUACAGAAUAGCCCUAUAUUUGGAUUUUAAGUUUUUUUUUAAAAGCAACGAGGAUGACUCUGUGGAAGGGGGUAUUAUUCAUUGUGCAGGUUGUUUUACAGUUGCGCUACAGUUUGUCCGUAAAAGGAGAAUACCAAGUUUACAACCUGCUUUCCACACCUGGAUACAUAACAGAGAUCGUGCAGCAGGAGCUCACGGCUCCCUCCGUAAAUGAAGUCUACAUUCUCUCAACCUUUAAGCUGCAGCCCAAGUCUGGCACCUCUAUCUUCGGCCUCUACUCUCCAAAGGAUAACACCAAGUAUUUUGAGUUUUUUGUGCUUGGGAAACUCAACAGAGCAAUUCUACGAUAUUUGAAGAGCGAUGGCAAGCUAAACGUGGUCACGUUCAACAACAUCCAGCUGGCUGAUGGAAAGAGACACACUGUGCUGUUUAGGAUGAGUGGGUUACAGCAGGGAUCUAGCACAGUGGAGCUGUACGUCGACUGCAGCCAGAUAGACACAGUGAGGGACUUACCAAAAGCAUUCACUGGACUGCCACAAGGACCCAACUCGCUUGAGCUGCGGACACUCCAGAAAAGACCACUGGACACUCUGGAGGAGCUUAAACUAGUGAUCGGGGGUUCCCUUACAAAAGUAGCUGCAAUCCAAGAAUGCCUGCUCCAGCAAAGCGAUUCUGCACAGAAUAUAGUGCAUGGGAACUCUGGAAUUUCCGGUGAUGCUGGGAGACAGCUGAUUACCCAGAUGACUCAGCUGACAGAGGUUAUUGGAGAGCUGAAAGAAAUAAUGAGGCAACAGGUGAAAGAAACAGCUUUCCUGAGGAACACCAUAUCCGAGUGCCAGGCCUGUGGGUUGGGUGGAAUUAGUCCUGGAGUCCCAGACGUUGUCUCUAAACCCAGGUGCACUCCGGGCUCUUGUUUCCGUGACGACCUGUGCAGCGAGACAGAGGCUGGGUUCGAGUGUGGACCGUGCCCUGACGGAUACACAGGCGACGGGUUUCAUUGCGAUGAUGUUGAUGAGUGCCGAUUUAAUCCAUGUUUCCCUGGGGUCCGUUGUGUUAACACUGCGCCAGGAUUUAGGUGUGAUGCAUGUCCUCUCGGGUAUACUGGUCCCAUUGUCAAGGGAUUAGGGAUCACCUAUGCCAAGACUACUAAACAGGUCUGUGUUGAUAUUGAUGAAUGUAACAAUGGCAAAAAUGGAGGCUGUGCACCGAACUCCAUCUGUACAAACACUAAGGGCUCAUUCCGCUGUGGAGGUUGUAAGGCUGGGUACAUCGGAGACCAAGCCAAGGGCUGCAGGCCAGAAAGAAGCUGUGGUAACGGACGGCUGAACACCUGCCACAUCCACGCGCAGUGCGUCGUGGAGAGGGACGGGGACAUCAGCUGCAUGUGUGGCAUUGGCUGGGCUGGCAAUGGCUAUCAGUGUGGAAAGGAUACAGAUAUUGACGGCUAUCCUGACGAAGAGCUCAAGUGUAAAGAUAUAUUCUGCAGAAAGGAUAACUGCAUGUAUGUUCCAAACUCCGGACAAGAAGAUGCAGACCAGGACGGAUACGGGAAUGCUUGUGAUGAGGAUGCAGAUGGCGACGGCAUUCCCAACGAGCAGGAUAACUGUGUUCUGAACCCCAACAUCGACCAGAGAAACAGCGAUCUGGAUAACUUUGGGGACGCCUGUGAUAACUGCCGCACUGCAGUGAACCCUGACCAGAGGGACACUGACAAUGACGGCAAGGGAGACGCCUGUGAUGAUGACAUGGAUGGGGAUGGCAUCAAGAAUUUCCUGGACAACUGCCAGCGUGUCCCCAACCUUGACCAGAAGGACAGUGACAAUGAUGGAGUGGGGGACGCCUGUGACAGCUGUAUUGACGUCAGCAACCCAAACCAGUCAGAUAUUGAUAACGAUCUCGUGGGAGACUCCUGUGAUACAAACCAAGACAGUGAUGGAGAUGGGCACCAGGACAGCAAGGACAAUUGCCCCAACGUGAUUAACAGCUCCCAGCUGGACACAGACAAGGACGGGAUGGGAGAUGAGUGUGACGAUGAUGAUGACAAUGAUGGCAUUCCUGAUCUCCUUCCACCGGGACCAGACAACUGUAGACUGGUGCCCAACAUAGACCAGACUGAUGACAACGGGGAUGGAGUAGGUGAUAUCUGUGAAAGUGACUUUGACCAGGACACAGUGAUUGACAGGAUCGAUAUCUGUCCCGAGAACGCUGAGGUCACCCUGACAGAUUUCAGAGCCUACCAGACUGUCGUCCUCGACCCCGAGGGAGACGCUCAGAUUGAUCCCAACUGGGUGGUUCUCAACCAGGGUAUGGAGAUUGUGCAGACCAUGAAUAGUGAUCCUGGACUGGCAAUUGGUUACACUGCCUUCAAUGGAGUGGACUUUGAGGGCACUUUCCACGUGAACACUCUGACUGAUGAUGACUACGCUGGCUUCAUCUUCGGCUACCAGGACAGCUCCAGCUUCUACGUGGUCAUGUGGAAGCAGACAGAACAAACCUAUUGGCAAGCCACGCCGUUUAGAGCUGUGGCUGAACCCGGCAUUCAGCUCAAGGCUGUCAAGUCAAAGACUGGCCCAGGGGAGCACCUGCGUAACUCUCUGUGGCACACAGGCGACUCCACAGACCAGGUGAGGCUGCUGUGGAAGGACCCGCGCAACGUGGGCUGGAAGGACAAGGUCUCCUACCGCUGGUUCCUGCAGCACAGACCCCAGGUGGGGUACAUCAGGGCACGCUUUUACGAAGGCUCUGAACUAGUGGCUGAUUCUGGAGUGACUAUCGACACCACCAUGCGCGGGGGAAGGCUUGGCGUGUUUUGCUUCUCCCAGGAGAACAUCAUUUGGUCCAACCUGAAGUAUCGCUGCAAUGAUACAAUCCCUGAGGACUUUCAGGAGUUCAGAGCCCAGCACUUUGGAGGUGACGCUCUUUAAAUAAAAGCUCAAAAGCCAUAAAAAUUGAAGAUUUAAACAGAAGCAGUGCAAAUAUUUGUUCCAGAACCACCCCACCUCCUGCUAAAAAAUAAGUAAAUCUCCAAUCACUUCCAGUUAUGUAACUCAGUAUUGUAAGUUUGUAUUCAUUUUUUUUUAAAUUGAUAAUAAAAAUAAAAUGGA
Messenger RNA from Acipenser ruthenus (sterlet), 3284 nucleotides. Its product is annotated as thrombospondin-4-like. The coding region runs from base 234 to 3104 and encodes 956 amino acids. Gene Ontology annotation, molecular function: calcium ion binding. The transcript has 23 exons. Gene Ontology annotation, biological process: cell adhesion. Gene Ontology annotation, cellular component: extracellular region. The record is from RefSeq and is a predicted model, not a curated record. NCBI's taxonomy places the organism in Eukaryota, Metazoa, Chordata, Actinopteri, Acipenseriformes, Acipenseridae.